Molecule: messenger RNA, 267 nt
Organism: Protopolystoma xenopodis
Lineage: Eukaryota; Metazoa; Platyhelminthes; Monogenea; Polystomatidea; Polystomatidae
Source: the annotation of a GenBank genome assembly
AUGUGUCGGCCUGUGAGGUGCAAGUCCCGCCGUCGUGACGAAGAGCUAUUGCGCACCGACUAUGACACACAUUCGUUCCGUGGCACGGCUCUGUCUUGCACAAGCCAAUUCUGCCUUUGCCCACACCCGCCCGGUGGGUUCUCUUUAAGCUCCACCCGAUUUCAACCAUCGGCCCACCAUUUCCUGUCUCACAGACUCCGUGUCAACUGUCCGUUGCAGUGGGAAGACGCUGGAGCGACCCAGUUGAGCCCAUUUUUUCAUCGCUAA